This is a messenger RNA of Cydia fagiglandana, 1601 nucleotides long. RefSeq names its product LIM homeobox transcription factor 1-beta (gene Lmx1a). Gene Ontology annotation, molecular function: RNA polymerase II transcription regulatory region sequence-specific DNA binding; DNA-binding transcription factor activity, RNA polymerase II-specific. The record is from RefSeq and is a predicted model, not a curated record. Gene Ontology annotation, biological process: neuron differentiation; regulation of transcription by RNA polymerase II. Lineage: Eukaryota; Metazoa; Arthropoda; Insecta; Lepidoptera; Tortricidae. The transcript is spliced from 4 exons. The coding region runs from base 299 to 1456 and encodes 385 amino acids. Gene Ontology annotation, cellular component: nucleus.
CCGUUAUCACUAUUCGCUGUCUGGUGCGAAACACAUAGGGUUUUUUCAAACGAAUAAAUACCAUUUGUUGGUGCCGUUUCAGCCAAGCGGCAAAUAUCAUAGCUUUGAUCUGUAUUGGGUAGGUUGGGUUACGGAUGAUAAAGGCGGAGUUAUUCGUAAUGGGGGCCUCGUGAUUGGUCGGGUGGGAUCAGGGGGGACAGAGAGAGGCGCCGCGGCGUGGGUCGAAGAUUGUCAGCCUCGCCAUUGUGAGUCCGGCCGGCGCGGCGCGAGUGUCUCGGGGUGCAGUGACGUGGACUGUAUGGACAAAAUGUUGGAAUUUUACACAAAUAUGAACGCGGGAUUGAUGCAGGACGGGAUGCAGCCUCCGCUCUCGUGCUCGGGAAGGACAGAACUGAGCGCAAGUAUCAAACGGGAAAAAAUAGUGGAAAUCUGCGAAGGAUGCGGACAAAAGAUACAAGACAGAUACCUGAUGCGGGUCGGCGAGCUGUCGUGGCACGAGCACUGUCUCAGCUGCUGCGUGUGCGGCUGCCCGCUCGCGCACACCUGCUUCACGCGCAACGCCAAGCUCUACUGCAAACCCGACUACGACAGAUUAUUUGGAGUUAAAUGCACGAGAUGCGGUGAUCGCCUCCUUCCACAAGAAAUGGUCAUGCGAGCUCAACAGUACGUUUUCCACAUUCAGUGCUUCGUGUGCGUCAUGUGCUGCCAACCUCUUCAAAAAGGCGAACAGUACGUAAUAAGGGCGGGCCAAAUAUUUUGUCGACAAGACUUUGAAAAAGAAAUGUAUCUGAUGCAGCACGCUGAAGAUGACAUGAUCAUAGACGACUCGGAGCGGCCGCGGGAUGGACGCCGGGGACCGAAGCGCCCUCGCACUAUUUUAACAUCUGCCCAAAGGAGGCAGUUCAAAGCGUCAUUCGAAGUUAGUCCUAAACCGUGCCGCAAAGUUAGAGAAGCUCUCGCAAAAGACACUGGAUUGAGUGUGCGAGUAGUACAAGUAUGGUUUCAAAACCAAAGAGCUAAAAUGAAAAAAAUCCAAAGAAAAGCAAAGCAAGAGGGAGAUAAAAAUAAUGACAAAGAUAAAGAUAAAGAUGAGAAAAGUAUCAAACAGGAAUCUCCGUCGAGUGAGCAUGGGAACUACUUAGGGCUUGACGGAUCGUACUCAGCGUCCAGCCAACCCCUUAAUCCGAAUCUGCCGUACUCACCCGAUGACUAUCCAGCACAUUCUGGAGACAGUUUUUGCAGUUCCGACAUAUCAUUAGACGGUAGCAACUUCGAUCAACUCGACGAAGGUGCUUCCGACACCAUGAGUUUACAAAACUUAGAAGUCCAGCAUCACUCUCACCAGCACGGCGGGCACACUGCUCACGAACCCCUGAACUUAGGCACGGGCGCGGUGGUGAAUCCCAUAGACAAAUUAUACCUUAUGCAGAAUUCGUAUUUUAGUACUGAUCACUGAUUCGGGAGCAGAGGCGCGGCCCGGCGGCAUCGCAGGCGGCUCCGCGGCCCAUCCGCGUCAGCCACGGCCCGCAAUGCACAACCCAAUAUGUUCAAUGCAACUACCAAUUCUUUAUGGAACUCACUUGUGGACUUAAAUAACUAUU